This is a messenger RNA of Peronospora farinosa, 2247 nucleotides long. Lineage: Eukaryota; Oomycota; Peronosporomycetes; Peronosporales; Peronosporaceae. The record is from the annotation of a GenBank genome assembly.
AUGCAAAGGGUUUUCUGGACGUUGGCAGUGGUUGUGAUAACGUUGUUUGCUGUGAGUCUUGCAAACGACGUCUGUGUCCUUCCAGAGCGGAAUACGCUCUCAAGUAGCUGCUAUGGAGCAUGCAAGUCCUCGCUCUGUGUGAAUUACGCUCCUUUGUCGACUACAGAGAACGGGGGCGAUUCGAUUACCGACGGUAACUUCUUUUCCAAGGGCUGUUCGACGGCCAGUAUUUCGACAUGCAAGACAAAAGUGACCUCGGGAAAAUGUGAGAUGCAGUGUCUCGUGGAUAAGCCGACUGCAUGGAAUGACCCACACUGGACGCUGACUAUCGCACAGCCACAGAGCGACAAGGCGGAUACUGCAGUCUUCCAGAAUAUUGACGACUUGAAACUGCCUUUGACUUUGCAGAAUUUGACAAUCGUUGGUGCGACUGCAAGCUCGCAGGUCACUGUCCCGCUCUCUUUCUCGUCGAAUGCUUUUCGCAGUGGCACAUCGCUGCAGCAAAUCGUCAUUUCAGACGUUAGCAUUGGCGACAUGCUGACGAAUAUCUUUCCGGAAUCUCUUAAGUCGCUUAUUAUUCAACGAGCAAAGCUUACUCAGUUCGAUCCACGUGGUCCGCACGCAUUCACGUCGGUGUCUAUCUUAGACUUACGCGAAAAUGAGCUGUCAGAAAUUCCCAGUAUUAUUUAUGAAAUGCGUAGCUUGUCGGCUUUGUAUCUACAAAGCAACGCCAUUUUGGACGCCCACGUCACUUUGCCUCAGCUUCAGUAUUUACAGCAACUGCCCGUGUUUGAAGCCAAUUUGACAGUCCAUGGAAGUUGCUCCGAAGGUUACGAAGCUAUAUCAUGGGCUGACAAAAGUGUGUGCUAUACACAUGGUUCUGGCCUCGACAGUAUUAACAGCUCUGGUUCCAGCGAAAAGAGCACUACUUCCACGGCAAGCGAGAACGAUAGCAGCUCUGUCGUGCUAUUUGUUGUUUUAGGGCUUACGCUCUUCAUAGUUGUGGUUGUGGUUGGCGGUGUUGUGCUCCUGCGAAGGUGGAAGCAAAAUACAGCAAUGGAGCAACAUGAUUCGCUUGUGUUGGGUGACAGCAAAAGCAAAAGCAAUUUUGUGGGCUUUCGUGCACUGAUGAAAAUGUCCACAAUGACUCAGUCUACUGACUUUGAGGCAUCGCUGAACGAGUAUAAUACUGGAGGUGGACUUCGCAAGGCCGUAUUCAGGGAAAUCCCGGCCACCGAUAUUGUAAUGCUGAACCAGUUGUCAAUUUCUGGCCCCGUGACCGUGUCCUUGGCAGAGCAUCGUACACAAUUGGUUCUUGUGACUAAACUUCAGACUAGCGACGACGAUGUGGAGGCAGGUUUGGAAAUGGUUCCAAUGUUAUCACAGAUGCGCCACCCCCAGCUACUCUCGAUUACUGGACUUGUUUGGGACGAACGUCUUUCGAUGACUGCUGUGUGUGAAUAUAUGACGCUGGGGACGCUAGAAGCCUACCUCCGAGGUUCUGGCUUUGCACUCAACUGGACGAAUUUCAAGAUGAAAGCAGCAGCUGAGAUAGCGCGUGGACUCACGUACCUGCACAACAAGCACACGGUGACUUACGACGGGCUUAAUGGCAGAAGCGUGUUCGUGGACCCCAAGAAGGGCUGUAAGUUAAACCCGGUACAGGCAGCACUCCCUACGGGCGGAUCAUCUCCUUACAGUAGCCAGUCAUACUACCGCCGAUGUGACUCCACCAACAAAGCAUUUUUUGCUCCUGAAAUUUUGAUUGGCGAGCCCUCUCGACCAUCAUCGGAUAUGUACGCGUUCGGUGUGCUACUUGCACAUCUUGACACAUGCCAGACAGCGGAUGAAAUGAUUCGAAGUUCGUGGAGAAUGCGUACACACAUUGGUGACUUCGAUACUGAUAAUGGCACCCUUCUUUCCACUGACGGCACGGUUGUAUCCACGAAUACUUCUGAGAGUGAUCCAGAUAACUCACGAAGGCGCACUACCCAGCUUGAAGGUUUGCCAAGCGCAAACAGCAUUCAUGGACAGCAUAGCUCCCGUAGUCUCAAUGUGGAGGAAACCCGACGACGAACGACUCCUUUGCUAGGUGCCCACAACAACGAUAACACAAGCUUUAUGAGUAUGUUUGCAUUCACACCCGGCUGUCCCAUGAUGGUUCGAGAACUUGCAGUUGCGUGUCUUCAGUACGAUCCAUCGCUACGCCCUAGCGCGUCUUACAUUGCGGCCAUGCUGAAUACCUAG